AUGGAAAAACAUUCGCUACAAACAGCACAUCCGCUGUCCCUGGGGCAUCUGUCUAUAUUCAAGCGGCCAUGGAGAAUCGCAAUCCAAUGCUUCAUCCUUCUAUUGCUCACUUUCUUCCUUUUGAAGGAGUCCCUAAGUCCCUCACCUCAAGUGCACCUUCCUUACAUAUUAGAUGAUCCAGUCGGAGACAAGAUCGGACACCCUACUUUAGAGCCGCAAGAAGAGUACCGGAAGUUGGGUUCUAAGGCAAUGGUGGCGCUGGAUGUCGAGUUGUGUUCUAUUAUGGGACGUGGGAUUUUGCAAGGUGGUGGCAACGCAGCCGACGCUGCCGUCACUGUGGCUCUCUGUAUUGGCCUGGUGAAUUCCCACUCCUCGGGCAUUGGCGGCGGUGCAUUCAUAGUGCUGUGGAAGCAGAACGAGACAAUAAGUAUCGACGCCAGAGAGGCCGCUCCAGCGAAAGCCCACAAGCACAUGUACGAGCACUUCCCACUUCUAGCGCAGUUUGGCGGGUUGGCGGUGGCCGUUCCUGGCGAAUUGGCCGGUUUAUACGAGCUCCACAAAAAGCACGGGUCCGGCAACUUGACGUGGGCCGAACUAAUCGAGCCAGUGGUGAAGCUUAACAGGAAAGGAUGGCAUGCUCAAGAGAUCUGGAUCUCGUCGUUGCACCGUAUUCACAGAGAGCUUUUGCAAAGGGUUCCGCUCCUUAGAGAGAAAUGGGAUUUCAUAUACAAAGAAGAUAACAACCUCGUCGACGUGGGCGAUUUGAUCAGACGUCCUGCUUAUGCUGACACAUUGGAGACAAUUGCCAGAAACGGUUCUUGUGCUGUGUUUUAUGAUCCUGACGGCCCUAUCGCACCGAAGUUAGCCCAGCGCGCUAGCGAGUGUGGAGGCAUCUUGACGGUGGACGAUUUCGCAGCCUACAGAGCUAAAGUGACUAAAGCGCUUAGAUAUGAGUUUGAGGCCGGCGACGACUAUUUUGAGUUGGCAACCUCUGGAGGAGUUUCUUCAGGGUUGGCGCUUAUUGCUGGGCUCAACUUCUAUUCCACUCUCGAGAAAUGCCGUGGGAAGAGCUCAGGCUCUCUUUCAGCUCACCGCCUCAUCGAGGCCAUGAAGUGGACUGCUAGUGCGAGAUCAAAUUUGGGGGACCACAAUGAGACAUACUUUGAGACAUUGGUGCGCAAAUACUCGUCGCCGGAAUGGGUGCAAAAUCUAUUGGAUAACGAGAAGUACGCUGACAAUACAACAUUCCUUUGGGACCACUACGAGCCCAAGUUCGAACUUACAGAACCCAAGGGCACGUCCCACUUUUCGGUAGUGGAUGCUCAUGGCGGAGCCGUUUCCAUGACAACCACAGUGAACUUGAUAUUUGGAUCACUGGUCUACGACAACAAUACGGGAGUGAUUUUAAAUGACGAAAUGGAUGACUUCUCGUUGCCAGACACCAGCAAUGCGUUUAAUUUGACGCCCUCGGUAUAUAACUUUAUUCAGCCAGCGAGGAGACCCUUGUCGCUGACCACACCUACAAUUAUCAAGAAGAACGGCGAGCUUUUCAUGCUCAUUGGUGCCGCUGGAGGUUCACGUAUUGUGACUGCAGUUCUCCAGGGCAUCGUGAGGACAGUAUACGAAAAGCUUCCUCUUCUUCAAACCAUUCUGUACCCACGGUUACACCACCAGCUCAUUCCUGAGUAUGUCAUGGUGGAGGACGCCGAGAUGUAUGAGACUGAGGUGCCGGGAAUCAUUCUGCACUUGGCCGAACGGAACCACACUAUAUUUGAAAGCGGUGCGUUGACGGCAAUGAAUGCAAUCAAGAAGGCCGGCGAUGUGUGGGAGGGCGUGAGCGACCACUGGCGCAAAAGAGGCAUUGCUUGCGGGUACUAG
This is a messenger RNA of Candidozyma auris, 1878 nucleotides long. It is a transcript of the gene CIS2, whose product is annotated as gamma-glutamyltransferase. Gene Ontology annotation, molecular function: glutathione gamma-glutamate hydrolase. The transcript has a single exon. Lineage: Eukaryota; Fungi; Ascomycota; Pichiomycetes; Serinales; Metschnikowiaceae. Gene Ontology annotation, biological process: glutathione catabolic process. Gene Ontology annotation, cellular component: fungal-type vacuole; plasma membrane. The record is from RefSeq and is a predicted model, not a curated record. Bases 1 to 1878 code for a protein of 625 amino acids.